This is a messenger RNA of Amaranthus tricolor (Joseph's coat), 4119 nucleotides long. RefSeq lists its product as uncharacterized. NCBI's taxonomy places the organism in Eukaryota, Viridiplantae, Streptophyta, Magnoliopsida, Caryophyllales, Amaranthaceae. Gene Ontology annotation, molecular function: rRNA (uridine-N3-)-methyltransferase activity. The coding region runs from base 114 to 1058 and encodes 314 amino acids. The record is from RefSeq and is a predicted model, not a curated record. Gene Ontology annotation, biological process: rRNA base methylation. The transcript is spliced from 8 exons.
AAUCAAACCUGGCCAAAUUUCAUCCGUAUUAAUAUUCUUUGAAACGCUGCGUUCCCAAAAUCUAAGAAGAAAUAGGAAAGAGAGUUUAGUUUGGACUUGGAGUUUCUACAUUCAUGGCGAUAACCAUGACUUUGAUGAACACAACAAUGGCGCAUAUUCAGCAAGCAAAAUGGAUAAACUUACCUAGGUUCUUCUUCAGAAAGGAAUGUAUAAACUCCGCCAUGAUUGAUGUUCGAGCUUUCUCAGUUUCUUCUUCCAACAAAGAUUACUCUAAUCAGUCUCGUGGUGGUCUUCCUCGGUUCUUCUCCGAAUCCCUUCCUUCUUCAAAGGGAUGUUUGAUACGUGUUCAAGGAGAUGAGUUUUGGCAUAUGACUAAAGUUCUCAGGUUGGGUGUUAAAGAUAGGAUAGAACUUUUCGAUGGCAAAGGCAGUCUGGUAGAGGGUUCAAUAGAGAGAGUUGAUCGCACUGGGCUUGAUUUUGUGGCAAUCAAUGAUCCCAUAGUCAUACAUCCUAAGAAACCACAAUGGGAUGUAUUUGCAGCUUUUGGUACGCUGAAGGGUGGCAGGGCAGACUGGCUUGUUGAGAAGUGCACAGAGCUGGGAGCUAGUAGCUUAACACCACUUUUGACACAACGUUCUCCUUCGAUAACAGAAAAUCGGGUUGACAGGUUACAGAGAGUGAUUGUAGCUGCUACUAAACAAUGUCAACGAUUGCAUGAAAUGAUACUAAUUCCUCCAAUGAAAGUUGAGAAGAUCGUACCCAUUAUUGGACGAUCCAAAUUAUCUUUUGUUGCUGCAGCAGAAGCUACUCCUGUAAUCAGUACUUUGACUUCACAAGCGAAAGAAUCUAGAGGCUCAGUUAUUAUUGGACCAGAAGGAGUUUUGCGAAGGGUUUUUGGAAUAGGCCAUUUAAGAUUUGCGGGGAAAAGUGGGUUGCUCCUAGGAGAAUUUGGGAUUUCUUAUUUACUAAAUUUCGGAGAUUGGUGGCAAUAUAAACCUCAAGAAAUCAUAGAUCUGUUGUUAUCAUGCAAUUCUAUGGUCUAUCUGCAAAUUUUUUAACAGUCAAUUAUUGUCCUUAGAAAUAUUUUGGGUAAGACAAAAAGUUUAGCCUUGUUAUGGGCUAAGGCCAAUGGCCUCUUUCAACAUUGCCCUUUAAACAAACUAUGUUGAGAAGAAUGGAACAUACUAAUGUAGUUAGAUAACAGAACUUUAUAGGGAUCUCAUCUCUAUGAUGUUUUGCUGAAGUUUUUUCAUUAAUAGAUUUUUUUAUCAAAAAAAUACGAGAGACUGUCAAGGAACCAACUCAACCAAAAACUUAAGCUGAUAGUUGAGGCGUCAAGAUAUAUUAUAUGCUCUAACAGAGACAUAAUAAGGGAAAGUCAAACAAGUAUUUAGACAGAGAGUCGGAUCGAGGAAGGAUGAGUGAAAUAUACGUCAUGUAAUGUAUGCGGAGAUACUGUGAUUCUAUUUUCUUUGAUACUUGGUACUUGCCUUUUUGUAGUAUUUAAUUACCACUGGGCUUGUUGUACUUGGUCUUGUUGGGGUUAUCAUGUAAUUAUCCAUCAUACCCAAUUUCCCAUUGUACCAAUUUUUAGUUAUGGAGAACUGGGCGCUUGGAACGCGUAUCCUUGUCACACCUUGUACGUGAAUUCAAACAAUUCAGGUCGCAAGAGAUAAACCGACACCUGCAAUGGUGACAAUGCUAGUAGCAAAAAUGUCUAUUACAUGGUUGGGAAACCUGACAAGGUGGCCAUAUGGUCAAUUGUGGCAAAAUGAAGAAUUUAACUUAUAUGGUUCAAAUAACAAACAUGCAGCUUAAAAUGAAAGUCAUCUCUUUCUCUUCAUCUUUAACUGUGCAUGUAUAUUGAAAGUGGAGUUCAUGAUCUUUCGCUGCAUUCUUCUUGCUCUCAUGAGGAGCUGGGGUAUUUAAUGGAUUCUAUUGAAGUAAGUUUGUCAACUGUGAUGAAUAAUCAUCAUUUUGUCAAAUUUCUAAUUUUUUUAAUAAAGCAUUACAUAUCUAACUAUCAUUUGUGAUUACUAAUACUGGUGGAAAUUGAUAUGGCUUUAAUGCACAAACUGUAGUCCAACAUGCAUAAAUCUAAAGAUGAAACAACAUUCCAUUACCCCAAUGCUAUUAAGUGGCUCCUACCUAUGCGGGGUUUAGGGGGUCGGAUGUACGCUGAGUGCUUGGGACUAUCUCCUAUUCUCGGUUUAGCUCUGUUCCUUCUCCGAAACCUCCGGGGGAUUAGGGGCACAUUGUCCCUAACUUGCUUUGCUCGGGAAUUUGCAAAAACGAGCAAAACACAAGAUACCUUACACGAGGGUGAUCAAAUCCCAUGAAAAUAUUAAGAAGGAACAACAAUCGCAUGGAAAUGCACACUGAAUAACCAUAGAAUAAGGGAAAAAUAGAGGGUUAUCAACUCUCCCCAAGCAAGCCCUUGUCUCAAGCAAGGUAAAGAUCAAUUAGUGCAAAGAAACGAUAAGGAAAAGAAGGUAAGCAAAGCUCAAGGUCAAUCAUGUGAUGACCAUGGAAAUGCAUUGAGUAUAAAUCGGCUACUCAAAAAGGGGAACCAAGAAACAAUUACGCCCGACCAGAGGCUAGCCAACAAACUAGACUCACACAUGGGCAAAACACUUAAUGUUCAAGAAUCCACUAACUUGAAAUGCAAACCAGAGUCCACUUUUUCAUCCGUUUAAAGGACACCACACAACGAACCCCACAAACCAAUCUUGAGCUCUAAAGGCUCCCAUGCUUAUCACUAAGAGUGGAACAAGCCUCACUAUAUGGUAGUGCAUCACACUCGCAUGUUUAUAGGUUUAAAUCUCUCAGCGUUCGCCUAAUGAUCGAAGAGAUGAGAGCUAUCUACACAAAGGUGUUUCAAGGUUUCGCACCUCGAUACCCCCACAAGACCAAGACUUUCUUGCAAAAAGGUGGACCAUGCCUACAAAGUAGCGAAAGGAUUAAUGGUUUGGAAAGGUGGAGUGGAAUGAAGCUAGUGAAGAAUGAGGGGCAAAAGAAAAAGGAUUGUAAAUGCUAUUGGUUAGCCCAAAACAAGCGUAAUAGACCAUAAGUGCACACUUGGUAGCUAAACAAUUAGAAUAGGACAAAAUUGUUAUUUUUUCUUUCUCUUUAUUUUUUACCUUUUUUUUUCUUUUCUUUUUUUUACAAUAAUAAUAAAGAUGCUAACCACAAUGACAUGAUGAUUCAACAAAUUGGAAGAUGAUAUACCAUGUCAUUAACAUCAAUAUUCACAAAUUGGGCGCUACUAGCUACCCUUGUGAUAUAAAGGAAUGAACAAGAUGCUAUACUCUUAUGUCAUCAUGACUAUACAGGUGGGCUAGCGACCUUAAAAAGUAAAAGAAAUGAACUACAAUAAGGCUAAACCAAGUGUGACUUAUCCAAACAAUCGAUGUGACAAACCAAACCUAAAAGCAUUGCAAAAAAAGAAGGUUUUCGGGGUAAGGUGAGAUGUGAUGGACUGCAUUUGAGGAAAGGUGAAAAGAGAUGGAAUGUAGAUGGCUACGCAAGAAAGGAAGGAUCAAGGAGUUAUGAAAAGGAUGAGUUCCGUGGCAAGGUGAAGAGGGAUGAAAUAAGAAAUAUAGGGCGUAUUCUAGGUCCAAACAAUCAAAACAUAAUUCGUCUUGGGUCUAGGCUAGAUCAUGCCUAGUGCGCUAUCUAUUCACACCUCAAAAACCGAGCAAGAUUACAUAACAAGGCUCAAUCCUCACUCGAGUUAGGGUGUUUGUUCCAACUCAAAGGCGGCACCACUCCCCGUAGCUUCAAGAUGGCCCCAUAAAAAGGCAUAAAAGGGCUUACUUGUCGCAAGUCAAGAGAGGGGAGCCCUAAGCCCUAGAAUAAUGCCCAAGAUGGUCACACAAAAAAAAGGAAAAAAAGCACAUAGGGUUGGGGUAGCAAAAAGAUAACCCACAAUGAAGCCAAUCAACUCAAGCAUGUUACAAAAUCAUCAUCAAACAAGUUGAGGAUCAAGAGCAAAAGGAGACAUAGUAAGAAAAAAAUGAUAAUUCACAGACACAAAAAUCAUAGGAACUAAAGAAACAUGUACCUUCUCCCCAAGAAAAGUCUUAAGCAUCGUCUCGAAUACUUUGGACUAGGGAAAAG